Molecule: messenger RNA, 2877 nt
Organism: Blastomyces gilchristii SLH14081
Lineage: Eukaryota; Fungi; Ascomycota; Eurotiomycetes; Onygenales; Ajellomycetaceae
Exons: 11
Coding region: 1-2877 (958 amino acids)
Molecular function (GO): hydrolase activity, acting on ester bonds
Source: RefSeq, a predicted model, not a curated record
AUGGCAUCUAUCGAUGAUAUCUCCCGGAUGAAGACCGCUGCUUUGACUGUCAUGGCUACUCGUGGUCAAGAUCAGGACCUAGUUGCCCAGCUUGCGUUAAGAUAUUCUCCAGCGGAAAACUCUGCUGAUCAAAAUCUAAGAAUCAUUCCCUGCUUCGGAUGGCAUCCGUGGUUCUCUCAUCAAAUUAUCGACGAUGUCAAUAUGGAAAUUCGCAAUGGCACCAUAAUCUCCAAAGAAGAGCAUUAUAAAAAUGUUUUAACCCCCCCAGUCAAGGAUGAGAACCUGCUGCAUGGCCUCCCGGAACCGUUCCCAUUGUCGAAAUUGGUAUCUGAAACAAGAGCUCGACUGCAGCAACACCCUCACGCUCUUGUUGGGGAAAUCGGCCUUGACCGUUCAUUUCGCAUCCCAAAUGCUUGGUUUCCACAUGAGAUCAAAAAUAGAGACACCAGCCUCACACCUGGCACGAGGGAAGGAAGAACCCUGUCUCCCCAUCGCGUCACCUUGACCCAUCAGAAGGCAAUCCUUAGAGCCCAACUCAAACUUGCAGGGGAAAUGCAACGGCCGGUAUCUGUUCAUAGCGUUCAAGCACACGGUGCUUUUUUUGACCUACUCCAGGAACUAUGGUCGGGCCAUGAGAAGAAAGGUGUCUCAAAUCGGCAACGAAAGAGGCGACCAAGUGUAGACAAAGCCCACGAACUUAGCAAUAAUGACCAAGCUGAAGAUGAAAAAGGAUUGCCGGGCCCUAUAUCCCAUACAUUUCCACCACGGAUAUGCAUGCACUCAUACUCUGGGCCUCCAGACGCUUUGAAACAGUUCCUUCGCAAAUCCAAUCCGGCAGAUAUAUAUUUUUCUUUCUCUAACAUCAUUAACUUUACAAACGAUUCUUCAACAAAGGUGAUCAAGGUGAUCAAGGCGCUUCCUGAUGAUAGAAUACUGGUUGAAAGCGAUCUUCACUGCGCUGGAGAAAGGAUGGACGACUUGAUUGAAGCGAUUGUAAUAGAGACAUGGCAUGGGUCUAUUGGACUUGGUUGCCGUCCUGCUGGAACACUAUGCUUGUUUACCCAUGUUUCCAUAAGCGCGAUCAAUUCUGCGGACUACUUGUUGACCCCCUGGGGCGAAUCUAUGCCGUUAUUUGAAGUCACCAAGCAGCAAAAUGAUAGCGGCACCAAAGCCCCCUCAAUAAAGCUUAUAUUAUUGUCCAAGUCUUCAGAGGCGCUUGUCCUUUGUGGCUGCAGCAUUGCAAUGGGUCUCAUUGCCUGUCACGUCUCUCGUAGACGGAAUAUCAGCAUUUCAAAUGGCAUCGAACAAAUCUUUAAAAACAAUCGACGACUGAAACCGUGCUCCACAUCCAACUCCCACCUUCCGAUGUAUAACUUCUCCGAAUCCCUACAUUGGGGUAGUUUCAUAACUACUGCUAUCUCUAUCAAUAUCUUCUGGUGGAUCUGGGAUAUCCCUCUUAUUUGGAAGCGGGGAUUUCGUGCUUAUGUCGACGCAAUUACCUGGGAAUGUGUGCGAGUUUACAUGCCUUCCGUCGCUGGGGUCUUUGCGAUAUACCAUACAAACAAUCGCUCCCGCUGGCCAAAGCUCUAUUAUUUUGGUGGCCGAGAUGAAUCUCUUACAGAGGGUAUGACUGACGCCGAAGUUACAAGGAUAGUACUGACAGAUUCAUUAACCAUCACCGCGACUAUCCUAACGAUAUCUAAAUUCUACAUCGAGCCAUCGGGUCUUAUAUUGACCACAGCGCUUUGGGCAUUUCCGAGCCUUCAAGUUUCCCUGGUCGGUAUCUGUAUUGUUGGCGCAUCAUAUACCAAAACAUGCCCGAGACGAAAUAUACUUAUAGGCGGAGCGUUGUUUAUCUUUGCGGCCGGAAUCUGUAUAGGGAUUAUUUUGAUGUGUUUAAGUUUGUCGCACAUUCAAGCAUGGCUACCGACGACUAUGCUGUACUUUUUCAUGGCAUCUCCCUUUUGCCUGUACACGCAUGGUGCUUUAAUCGCACUCAUCGUGCUAGUAGCGACAAUAGCUCGGGUUGGAGGCUUGGCUGUUACUGCACUGAUCCCAAGGAAUGUCAUGCCGUCGAUAUCUCUAAAACAUCCAUUAUUUGGAACUGUAUACCUAAUUGUGGGAAUUGCUGGAGGUAUAUUAGCAAUUUAUGGCAGGUUUCGGUCAAGGCAUAUGUGCCUGGUUCUUAAACAGGGGGGAGCAGAAACGGAUGUGAAGACUUCGAUGCUAAGUAACGGCAUAGCAUCAUUAAAUGCGCUUCAAACCCGGCUUCGCAGAAACCUUCAGGGAAAACAUGUUUCUGAGAAAGAUGGAGAGGCUGUGAAAUGCGCAACAUGGCCUCAGCGACAAAAUAAGACUCAUUGGCCGAUAAUACAACCGCCGGAACAAGUAUAUUUUUCCGAAUUAAUGGCGGAGGAGUGCACUCGACCGUCCCCACCUGUACAUAGUACACCGGAUGUGGGGAUUCGAAGAACUAUAUCAGCCCAGCAGGUUCCGCCAGACGUGAUCCAAGUUGUCAAUAUCCCCAAGUGUUCGGAAUCUAUAGAUUCCAUAUUCCUCGGUGAUAGAGCGCGGGCGCGGUCAAUACGGAUAAAACGGAAACCGGUCGGGAGCGGCUCUUUGAAGACGUUUUCUGACCAAAAGGUCGAUCGGACGGCGAAACAGGGCCUAAUCAGUCCCCCGUCACCCCAGACGGCGGCCAGAGGCCAGGUACAUCAACCGGGCAAUAAACGAAGAGCGCAAUACUUUGAAGCAGAAACCGGCAAGGUACACAUCGGAACAGGUGACCUGAAGCCUAGACAGCUGAGCUUGAAGUCAAAACCGUUACCUAAACCGCCACCUGCUAGCGCUAGUACUGUGGUCAAGUUAAAGAAUUAG